Scheffersomyces coipomensis is the source of this 1824-nucleotide messenger RNA. RefSeq lists its product as uncharacterized. Lineage: Eukaryota; Fungi; Ascomycota; Pichiomycetes; Serinales; Debaryomycetaceae. Gene Ontology annotation, biological process: negative regulation of silent mating-type cassette heterochromatin formation; negative regulation of rDNA heterochromatin formation. The record is from RefSeq and is a predicted model, not a curated record. Bases 269 to 1798 code for a protein of 509 amino acids. The transcript has a single exon. Gene Ontology annotation, cellular component: Rpd3L-Expanded complex; Rpd3L complex.
UUUUCUUCCUGCAUGUACUUUGCGGUAUGGAUGUGUUGAUUUUUGUUUGUGUAAUUUAUUUUUCAUAUGUUUUAAAAAUUCCGAAUUAAACUACAACCAGAAACGCUUAUUUGAUAUCAUUAUCAAUAUUAACUAUUAAAACGAUAACCCUUCUAGUGGUGUAUCUUGUAUCAAUUACAUAACUACUGCUAUAACUUGUAUCGUGGUAUUCAUAAGAAUUACUGAACACAAAAAAAUAGAAUCAAAACAGUAAUAUUCAUCAUAGCAAAUGUCACGUCGUUCAGGUAGAUCAAGGUAUUCUGAGCAACCAUCAGAGUAUCCUGAUAAUUAUGAAGCAGAGGGAGAAGAUGAUGAGGAAGAAGACGAAGAAGAAGAAAUACCCGUCCAAGGGAAUAAAUUAAAAAGUACUAAAGGUCAAAGUAAUCGAGGUCGAGGAACAGCUGCCGCAUCUACGGCUGUUGCUGCUGAAGGAGAUGAGGAGGAAGAUGAAGUUGAUGAGGAUGAAGAACAAGAAAUAACAAGAUGUAUUUGCGGACAAGAUGAAUUAACUUCCAUAAGUCCUCAAGUGGCAGAUCUACUCGAUAAAGAAUAUAAUAUAACUAAAAUUGAUCAAGGUUUGUUUAUUCAAUGUGAUAAAUGUUCAGUAUGGCAACAUGGUUAUUGUGUGGGAUUAUUUAUAAAUGAAGAUGUCCCUGAUAAAUACUGGUGUGAGUUAUGUAAACCAGAUUUACAUAUCUUCAUUUACAUUAAUGCCACCAGUAAUGAAUUAAUCCGUACUUUAUAUAAACCAACUAAUGAAAAGAGAAAGAAAUUAUUAGCCAUGGAAGGCCAUAAAGUACAAGCCCGUCAUCAUCAUCAUAAUCAUCAACACAGUCAACUACCACCACCAGCAGUCACUACUAAUGAUCUCGAUGAUAGUAAUAAUGAAUCAGGUAAGACUAGAUCCAAAAAUAAACGUUCAUCAAAUGAACAAUCUCCUCAACCUUCAAAAGCAUCUCGCAAGGAAAGAAGACAUUAUGAUGAUAGUUAUGAUGAACAAUUACAGAAAGCUUUACGUGAGAGUGCUAAGGAAUCAGGAAUUCCAGUGGACUCCAAACGAGCAGCAUCUGAAAAUGCCACUAGUUCUGCGGCAUUAUCAUCUUCAAAUUCAGUUGGUAAAAGACGUGGAGCAAAAUCUGAUGAUUCAGACGAAGCAAAACAAAAUAUAAUUUCCAAAUCCGAAGUUGAAUCAGAUCAAGAUCCUUCCAAUAUAGAAGAUGAUACCGAAUCAGGAACAGCUAAACUGUUUAAACGUGGUAAACCAAGAGGUAGAACAGCCAAGACUAAGAAACCAAGAGGAUCUACACCAGGUCCAAAAUCAACUAAUAAUAAUGGAAAUGAAGGAAGUGGAAUAUCAGCUAUGACCAAGGAGGAAUUAAUCAAUCAACCUUCUAAACCAAGAUAUGUUAGUGAAAAAUCAACUGUUUAUGAAUUAAGAAAAAGAACAGGAGCAAUUUUAGAGUGGUUAGGACGUUCACAAAUAGAAUUGGAAGAAGAAAAAUCAAAUAAAAUUGAAUUAUUCAGUUAUAAGGAAGAAAUCGACAUCAAUGGUAAUGCUACUCAGACUGGUAUAAGUAUCAUUGAAAGUGAUGAUCAUGAUCAUGUUAGAACCAUUGUGGGUACAACAUCUACAACCAAUACUCAUGAAGAAGAUAAUAAAAAGUUAAUUAGUACUUUUAAUGAAAAUCUUAAAUUAAUGGAAGAUCUAACUGAGAAAAUCUUAUCAUGGGAACAAAAAUACGGUAAAUAUGCUCCAUAAAGACAAGUGAACUCCCCUAUUUAUAU